Messenger RNA from Populus trichocarpa (black cottonwood), 2939 nucleotides. RefSeq names its product aminopeptidase M1. The transcript is spliced from 19 exons. Gene Ontology annotation, molecular function: peptide binding; metalloaminopeptidase activity; zinc ion binding. Gene Ontology annotation, cellular component: cytoplasm. The record is from RefSeq and is a predicted model, not a curated record. Gene Ontology annotation, biological process: peptide catabolic process; proteolysis. The coding region runs from base 73 to 2691 and encodes 872 amino acids. Lineage: Eukaryota; Viridiplantae; Streptophyta; Magnoliopsida; Malpighiales; Salicaceae.
CGGUUAUCUUCUCUUACUCAUCUCACACGCUGACUCUCUAUCUCUCUCUCUCAAACCCAAACAAACAGAAAAAUGGAUCAGUUCAAAGGACAGGCACGCCUCCCAAAAUUCGCCAUCCCUAAACGCUACGACAUCCGCCUCAAACCCGAAUUAACCGCCUGCACUUUCGCUGGCUCCGUCGCGAUCGAUCUCGAUAUCGUUGAAAAUACCAACUUCAUCGUCCUCAACGCUGCUGACCUCUCCAUCAACUCUGCUUCCGUCUCCUACUCCUCCUCCUCCAAGGUUUUGCAACCAGUGAAAGUUGAGUUGGUUGAAGCAGAUGAGAUAUUGGUGUUGGAAUUUGCGGAAACGCUUCCGAUUGGGAUUGGGGUUCUUGACAUUGUAUUUGAUGGUGUUUUGAAUGACAAAAUGAAAGGUUUUUACAGAAGUACUUAUGAGAUUAAUGGAGAGAAGAAGAACAUGGCCGUCACGCAGUUUGAGCCUGUUGAUGCUAGAAGAUGUUUUCCGUGUUGGGAUGAGCCUGUUUGCAAGGCUACAUUCAAGAUCACAUUGGAAGUGCCAGCUGAACUUGUGGCUCUUUCUAAUAUGCCGAUUAUCGAGGAGAAAGUGAAUGGAGAUUUGAAGACGGUUUCAUAUCAAGAAACGCCUAUCAUGUCUACUUAUUUGGUUGCAAUUGUCGUUGGCCUGUUUGAUUAUGUGGAAGAUCAUACAUCUGAUGGGGUGAAAGUUCGUGUAUAUUGUCAAGUUGGGAAAACAAAACAAGGGAACUUUGCAUUGCAUGUUGCUGUGAAGACGCUUGAGUUAUUUAAAGGGUAUUUUGCUGUGCCAUACGCCCUUCCGAAGUUGGAUAUGAUUGCAAUCCCUGAUUUUGCUGCUGGGGCAAUGGAGAAUUAUGGCUUAGUUACAUACCGUGAAACAGCCUUGCUUUAUGAUGAUCAGCAUUCUGCUGCUGCCAACAAGCAGAGGGUUGCUACUGUUGUGGCACACGAGCUAGCACACCAGUGGUUUGGCAAUCUUGUAACAAUGGAGUGGUGGACGCAUUUAUGGCUAAACGAGGGUUUUGCUACAUGGGUGAGCUAUCUAGCUACUGAUAGCUUGUUCCCAGAUUGGAAAAUAUGGACCCAGUUUCUUGAUGAAUGUACGGAGGGUCUUAAGCUGGAUGGCCUCGCAGAAUCCCACCCAAUUGAGGUGGACAUAAAUCAUGCUUCUGAGAUUGAUGAAAUUUUUGAUGCAAUAAGCUAUCGAAAGGGCGCGUCUGUUAUCCGGAUGCUACAAAGCUAUCUUGGUGCCAAGAACUUUCAGAGGUCACUUGCUUCAUACAUAAAAAAGCAUGCGUACUCAAAUGCAAAGACAGAAGACUUAUGGGCUGCUCUUGAGGAGGGAUCUGGUGAACCUGUGAACAAGCUAAUGAAUUCAUGGACGAGGCAGCAAGGAUAUCCAGUUGUAUCUGUCAAAUUCAAGGAUCAGAAAUUGGAAUUUGAACAGUCACAAUUCCUGUCAAGUGGUGCCCCUGGAGAUGGACAAUGGAUUGUCCCAAUAACUUUAUGCUGCUGUUCAUACGAUGCACACAAGAGUUUCUUAUUGCAAACAAAGUCAGAAACUCAAGAUGUCAAGGAACUCCUGGGUUCCUGCCAGGCGGGGAGUGGAAGUUCUUGGAUUAAAGUUAAUGUGGAACAGACUGGUUUCUAUAGGGUUAAGUAUGAUGAGGAGCUCAGAGCUAGACUUGGAUGUGCUAUAGAGAAGAAGAACCUCACUGAAACAGACAGAUUUGGCAUUUUGGAUGAUUCAUUUGCCCUUUGUAUGGCUCGUCAGCAAUCUUUGACCUCUUUGCUUACACUGAUGGGUGCUUACAGAGAGGAACUUGAGUACAUUGUGCUAUCUAACUUGAUUAAUAUAAGUUCUAAAGUUGGAAGGAUUGCAGCAGAUGCAACCCCUGAUCUAAAGGAUGACAUUAACCAAUUUUUUAUCAAUCUUCUCCAGUUUUCUGCAGAGAAGCUUGGUUGGGAUCCUAAGCAAGGCGAAAGCCAUUUGGAUGCAAUGUUAAGAGGAGAAGUUUUGACUGCCCUUGCUUAUUUUCGACAUGAUCUGACACUGGAUGAAGCAAGUAGGCGCUUUCAUGCAUUUUUAGAGGACAGAAAUACGCCACUCCUCCCACCUGAUAUAAGAAAGGCAGCAUAUGUGGCUGUAAUGCAGAGAGUCAGCACUUCAAACAGAUCAGAUUAUGAUUCUCUUCUACAGGUUUAUAGAGAGACUGAUCUAAGCCAGGAGAAAACACGCAUUCUGGGUUCAAUAGCAUCUUGUCCAGAUCCAAACAUAAUUCUUGAAGCUCUCAACUUUUUGUUGACAUCAGAGGUUCGUAGUCAAGAUGCUGUUUUUGGACUUGCUGUUAGCAAGGAAGGACGUGAAACAGCUUGGGCUUGGCUGAAGGAUAAAUGGGAUCACAUUACAAAUACUUGGGGUUCAGGAUUUUUAUUAACUCGCUUUGUCAGCAUGAUUGUCUCACCGUUUGCUUCAUUUGAGAAGGCCAAGGAGGUAGAGGAGUUCUUUGCAAGCCGCACGAAGCCUGCCAUUUCUAGAACCUUGAAGCAGAGCAUUGAGCGGGUGCACAUCAAUGCAAAUUGGGUUCAAAGCAUUCAGAAGGAAACAAAACUUGGCGAGGCUGUGAAAGAAUUGGCUUUCAGGAAAUACUAGGGAUGAAUUCCCCAUGCUUGCGUCGUGGCUUUAUGUUUUGAGGAAGAAAAAUAAUGGACUCUGUGUCAAAAUAAGAACUUGGUAUUGAAAAAUUAGCCUGUAAAGAGACUUGAGUAUCACAAGCGUUUAUGUUUUUUCAUCAACUACUCGAUAUAUUUGAUCAUUAGCAAUGAAGUAGUCGGCAGUGUAUCAUCAAACUUGCAAAUCACAGGUUCACAGAAAAGAAAGUGCUGUAUUUUUUUUCUGAA